Opisthocomus hoazin is the source of this 1691-nucleotide messenger RNA. Lineage: Eukaryota; Metazoa; Chordata; Aves; Opisthocomiformes; Opisthocomidae. The record is from RefSeq and is a predicted model, not a curated record.
UCUGUGGAAAAGAAAAAAGAAGACAAUAUGAAGUACAUAUUCUUAAUGUUUUUCAUGAAUUUAUUAUCACAGUGUGAUGGGAAAUCUUUGAGAAGAGAUGACAGUUACCCAAAAACAUUUGAAGACAUUAAAACUGAGAUAGCUGGCUAUACUGAUAUUGCUAAAGCUAUUAUUGAUCUUGCUGUUUAUGGAAAAGCUCAAAACAGAUCCUAUGAGAGAUUAGCAGUUUUUGCCGAUACCGUAGGACCUAGAAUCAGUGGUUCAAAAAAUCUGGAUGCAGCCAUCAAGUAUAUGUUCAGUGCCCUGCAGGAAGACGGACUGGAAAAUGUGCAUCUGGAGCCUGUGAAGGUACCACACUGGGAAAGAGGAGAAGAGUUCGCAAUGAUGCUGGAACCAAGGAAUCACAGCAUGGCUAUUUUGGGACUUGGGAGCAGUGUUGCAACUCCUCCAGAAGGAAUUACGGCGGAAGUCAUAGUGGUAGCCUCUUUUGAUGAACUGCACAGAAGAGCUCAGGAGGCCAAGGGGAAGAUUGUUGUCUACAACGAACCUUUCAUCAGUUACGGUGAAACUGUGCGGUACAGAAUGCAGGGAGCAGUGGAAGCUGCUAAAGUUGGAGCAGUGGCAUCCCUCAUUAGAUCCAUUGCUUCUUUUUCUAUUAAUAGCCCACAUACUGGGUGGCAGAAUUACCAGCCUGAUGUGCCCCGAAUUCCCACUGCUUGCAUCUCUGUGGAAGAUGCUGAAAUGAUGGCACGGAUGUCUUUGCGGGGCACUAAGAUCGUUGUGCAUCUGAAGAUGGGGGCUAAGACGUAUCCAGACUCUCUUUCCUUUAACACUGUGGCAGAGAGAGUUGGAAGCAAGUACCCAGAGCAGAUUGUGUUGGUCAGUGGACAUCUGGACAGCUGGGACGUUGGGCAGGGAGCUGUGGAUGACGGUGGUGGAGCAUUUAUAUCAUGGGAAGCAUUAUCACUCAUUAAGGAUCUGGGACUUCGCCCAAAAAGAACUCUGCGCUUGGUGCUAUGGACGGCAGAAGAGCAGGGAGGAAUAGGUGCUGAGCAAUACUAUCAGUUGCACAAGGAAAAUAUCUCCAACUUCGAUAUCGUCAUGGAGUCUGAUGAGGGCACCUUCAAGCCAUCUGGACUGGGUUUUACUGGAAAUGCUAAAGCUCGGGACAUCGUAAAAGAGAUCAUGACUCUGCUGCAGCCCAUCAAUGUUACAGAUGUUUACGACAACGCAGAGGGAACAGACAUUGAUUACUGGAUGAGAGGCGGCGUGCCCGGUGCCAGCUUGCGUGAUGACCUCAGUAAAUACUUCUGGUUUCAUCAUUCUCAAGGGGACACGAUGACAGUUCAGGAUCCAAACCAGAUGAAUCUCUGUGCUGCUGUUUGGACUGUUGUCUCCUAUGUAAUUGCUGACAUGGAGGAGAUGUUGCCAAGGUAAUAAAACAGCAAGAAAGAAGAUUUCUGUUCUUCAGUAAGGACUGUGAGUCCACAAAUGCAUGUGGUCAACAGCUGUGGGAAAUUCCAUUUUUCACCCUGAUUUUGUGCGUUAUUAGAUCUGUUUUCCUCAAAGCACAUGCCAUUUUACAGAUUCCUGUUUCUUUUUGCUGUUUUAAUAUCUUCCAGUUGUAAUUUUCACUUAAAAUUUCUUCUAAGUACUUUUUGAACUUCUCAUGACAGUAUGAUACCCCUUUG